ACUAGUGUCAUCUCACGUUACUGACAGAGCGGAUGAGGCUAUGCAAAGUGUAUGUUGCCGGAUAGGUGGACUAAGUGCUUCACAUGUGUAAGGUGCGUGAUUUGAUCAGUUUCCUUUCGGUGCUGUGUUGCUGGGGUCGGAUCGUGAUUAUUCAACUCUGCCAUGAGUCGUGCGCCUACUUCAACCCCACUUGUUUUCACUGGAAGGAACAUGCGUUAAAACGUGAAACCACUGAUCAUAUCUGCAGUGGAGCCAUGAGGUAGAUACGCCAGUACACAGAAGAACAGAAAAACCUCCCAACCAGUGUGGACUUGUACUCUUGUGUGUGAGUGUGUGUGUGUGUGUGUGGUGUUCUAUUGUGUAAGAGUGUGUGCGUAUGAUUGGUAUAAGGGGGGCCUCUGUUGCCCGUCUCUCCUCACGGACAGGGUUGCCAGUAAUGGCGACCCACGAUGCUUUGCUGCUGCUUGUGCUAUGGCUGUGCUGUGUGUCAGCGUGGGGGGGCUACCCCUUCAGGCCACCGCUGGAGCUGGACGUCACCCCGCGAACCACCGUGUUUGCCAGCGGGCUUCUCGGGUGUGAGCGGUUCCAAGGCUCUGUGGUGAACUACAGCACCCUGCUGCUGGAGGAGAAGGGAGAGAGAGUGGAGAAGGCGGGGGAGGCUCAGGGAGGUGAAGAGGGCGAGGCUGGAGGAGCAGCAGGAGGAGGAGGAGGAGUGCUGUACGUCGGAGCCAGGGGUGCUGUUUACGCCCUACAGGCCAACAACAUCUCAGCCAGCCCACCACGCACAAUCGAGUGGGAGGCCCCAGUGGACCAGAAGAAACAGUGCCUCAAUAAGGGCAGAGACAACAAAACUGAGUGCUUCAAUCACAUCCGGUUCCUGCAGCGCUUCAAUAGCACACACCUAUACACGUGUGGAACACAUGCCUUCAAGCCCCUCUGUGCAUACAUUGAUGCAGACAAGUUUCAGAUUUCUUCUGGGUUCGAGGAGGGACGUGAGAAGUGUCCGUAUGACCCUGCGAAAGGCUACACCGGACUCCUCAUAGAUGAGCAAAUGUACACGGCCACUCAGUAUGAGUUCAGGAGCUCCCCUGACAUCAAGCGGAACUCUCCCACCCCCACCAUCAAGACAGAGGAGGCCCCUACAAGAUGGCUCCUGGAGGCAGACUUUGUGGGCUCGGCGUUGGUGCGCGAGAGCCUCAACAGCUCAGUGGGCGAUGACGACAAGAUCUACUUCUUCUUUACGGAGAAGAGCCAGGAGCAGACGGCCUUUGGCGGUCAGGGCCGAGUCGCCCGCGUGGCCCGCAUCUGCAAGGGUGACCGUGGGGGUCACCUGACACUACAGAGGAAGUGGACGUCCUUCCUGAAAGCACGGCUCACCUGCUCGCUGCAUGACUACCAGCUCCACUUCAAUGUCCUGCGCAGCAUCUUCACCAUCAGAGGAGUCUCGGCGCAGGACACCCUCUUCUACGGCAUCUUCGGACUGGAGUGGAAAAACGUGAAGGCGUCAGCCAUCUGUCAGUACUCCAUUGGGGACAUGUGGCAGGUGUUUGAAGGGCCCUACAUGGAGAGCCAGGACACCAGUUUCAAGUGGAGCGAGUACACAGGCAAGACCCCCGAACCGCGCCCCGGAUCGUGCAUCACGGACAGGCUGCGGGCCAAGGGCAUGAACUCGUCCUUUGACCUGCCGGACGACGUGUUGCACUUUGUGCGCCGGCACCCACUCAUGUUCCAGCAGGUGCAGCCACGGCUGCAGCGCCCCCUGCUGUUCAAGCGCAGCACGGACUACACCCAGCUGGCCGUCCACAGCCAGCCUGCGCUGGACGGCCACACGUACAGCGUGCUUUUCAUCGGGACAGAUGAGGGCUGGCUACACAGAGCUGUAGAGGUUGAAGGUCAUCUGCAUAUCAUUGAGGAGUUACAGCUCUUUGAGCAGGCCCAGCCUGUGGACAGUAUUGUCAUCUCCGGAACUCAGAGGAGUGUGUAUGUGGGCUCUGCCUCCGAGGUGGUGCAGUUGCCCAUGUCCACCUGUGGCAGGUACGCCUCCUGCUAUGACUGCGUGUUUUCCAGAGACCCCUUCUGUGCCUGGGAUGGGGAUGGGGAGCAGUGUGUGGAGGUCUCAACUCACUCUGACAGGUCUAAUCUGACGCAGGACAUUCAGCAGGGGAACCGGGGUUGUGAGAAUGAGACGGCAGAUGUCUUGCAGCGCAGACGCUCGGUGAUGCAAGGCGACGAUGUGCUGCUGCAAUGUGAGCUGAGCUCCAACGUGGCAUCGCCGGAGUGGACCCUCGAUGGCGUGCGUCUCCAGGGCUACGGGCUGGACUCGGGUUUCCGUGUGGGCACCGACGGCCUGCUGCUGAUCUCCGUGCGGCCCGAGCAGAGUGGCCACUACCGCUGCUUCGCCUUGGAGAAUGGCGCGCGCAUGCCCAUGGCCGCCUACGAGGUUGCCGUCCUCACGGAACGACCUCCGGUGCACCCGCCCGACCCCGCAGUCGAGCCCACGCAGCCGCCCGAGGACCUUGCCGGCACAGAGGACCUCACCACCCAGCAGCCCGGUCUACACACCUCUCGUCCCCCCAGCCAGAGCUCCACCAGCUCCGCCACUCGGCCCCAGCCCCACUCCUUGACCCCUCCCCCACCCGCCCCUCCCCUGCUGCCCCGCUCCGACUUCCUGUCCCUGAAAAACAUGGAGGCCAUGUACCUGUCCCUGGUGACCAUCCUGGGUGGGCUGUGCCUGGUGCUGACCGUGGUGCUGCUCUACGUGGGCUUCUGUGUGAGCGGGCGGCGGGGGAAAUACUCGCUGUCCCGUGCCCAGCGCCACCGCUGCGGCGGCGCCCUGGAGCUCCGCACCGUCUCCUCGCACUGCAACGGGACGUGCCGGCCGGGGAGGGGCGACUCACACGUUGACGGGCUCCUCCAGAUCGUGCCCGGCGAGGGCCAGGCCUCGCCCAACAAGGACCACGCCUUGCUCCCGCCCGCUCCGCCCUUGCCGCCACCGCCCGUGACUGAGGCGGAGUUCGCCAACGGGCUGGCAGCGACGCUACCCAGCGUGCUGAGGAAGAUGAAUGGGAACAGCUACGUGCUGCUGCGCCAGAGCGAAUCAGAGAGCACCUCGCCACUCUACUACUCCUUCACCGAGGAGCUCAGCCGCAUCCUGGAGAAGAGGAAGCACACGCAGCUGGUGUCCAAGCCAGAUGAGAGCUCUGUGUAACACCUCUGCCCUUUCACAGUGCCCCUGUGUGGUGGGAGGUCUCAACUGCACCUCCCCCCCCCCGCUGUGAAAGAUGUCAAGAGCUGGGAAUUUGAUGACCAUUUUAAAUUCAAACCCUCCUUAACCCUGGAGUAAGAGGUCCUGCACUGACUGAAUUCAUGACAAGUAAACUGUGCACAUGUUUAGCAUUUGUUAAACACUUCAAAUGACAUAAAUUAACAACAUUUGCCCCUCAAAUUGUGGGCUCAAAUGCUGAUAACACAACUACAGAGACUUGGAGAACAACCUUCUAUGGAGUAUCUACCUCAGCCGUAGCCCGGCCACGUUCCUCAUCGUCCAUGAAGAAGGCCAAGACUUCGGGAGCCAGUGGGGUCACCAGAGUCUCAGCCACAUAUAAAAUUACGACUACAAAGGCGUUGUCCUCUGAAACAGCCUCAAAAGCCACGGCUAUGGACUGAGCAGAACUUUGCCCUUAGGGAGCGUUGGAGCGGCACCAGGACUUAGAUGGGGCCAAGGGAUGAAAGGGAGGCUUGGCUGAGAGAAGCUGCCCCUGCUUCACUUAUCCGUUCGCAAAAUGGAGGCAGCUGGCCAAAAAAGACAAGCAAGACGUGCUCUGUGUCUAAACAAGCAGUCUGCAAUAUGAUGUCUUUGCUCUUUUUUAUGUGUCUUAUGAAAUGUGCUUCUUCUUUUGCUCUUGUAAUUUAUUAUGACACCAACCAUACUGAUAUACAACUAAGAUAAACUGCCAACUAACGAUGUGAUAUCUACCUAAAGUGGUCCAUUUUUAAAAAAAAGAGAAAGCCUUUGUAAAUAACGACCUUGUCCUUGAGGUCUGAGUAAAACAAGAGACUUUGAUACUUACAGUAUUAAUCUUUUGGAAGCACUUUAUAAGUUCCGCCUUGGGCUUCUCAAGUGACAGUUGGGGAGUGAAGUGACUCUUGCCAGAGUAUUAUUAUAGGAUGGAGCAGCAGCACCCACACUGAUCAGAACUGUUUCACCUAAGGCCAUCCUUAAAAAUAUUUUUGUUUGCCGUAACCCGACCGACCCUGUCAAUUUAGA
Messenger RNA from Alosa alosa (allis shad), 4267 nucleotides. RefSeq names its product sema domain, immunoglobulin domain (Ig), transmembrane domain (TM) and short cytoplasmic domain, (semaphorin) 4Ga (gene sema4ga). The transcript is spliced from 15 exons. Gene Ontology annotation, biological process: negative chemotaxis; positive regulation of cell migration; semaphorin-plexin signaling pathway. The record is from RefSeq and is a predicted model, not a curated record. Bases 377 to 3208 code for a protein of 943 amino acids. Gene Ontology annotation, molecular function: chemorepellent activity; semaphorin receptor binding. NCBI's taxonomy places the organism in Eukaryota, Metazoa, Chordata, Actinopteri, Clupeiformes, Clupeidae.